Molecule: messenger RNA, 7962 nt
Organism: Plodia interpunctella (Indianmeal moth)
Lineage: Eukaryota; Metazoa; Arthropoda; Insecta; Lepidoptera; Pyralidae
Gene: Eip93F
Product: Ecdysone-induced protein 93F
Exons: 7
Coding region: 960-3158 (732 amino acids)
Biological process (GO): regulation of transcription by RNA polymerase II
Cellular component (GO): nucleus
Molecular function (GO): DNA binding
Source: RefSeq, a predicted model, not a curated record
UGCAAUUGCAGUUCCGUGCUCGCAUGCACGAUCUAUGCACCGCGCGCCAAAACUAACCUAAAAACCACAGACAACGGCCCAAAUUAAAACCUGAAAAACAUGACAGUUCAAAUUCGAAUUCCGAAUGUUCUAAUUUCGAUGUGAAAACUUCUACGUGAGGACUGCAAGUGGGAAAGAGAUGACUAUGCCUCCCCGCGUCCGCUAUUUCUGUGACGUCGACCGGUGCAUAGCGAAAUAAUAUAAUGAAAAGUGGCAUUCAGUAAAUUCGUUGUGUUUACGCGCGUUGCAAGUUUAUUUGGUUAACGGUGUUAUUUUUUUCGUACAAGCUCCUGCUAUCACGUUUUCUAGUGAAGUGGCGCCACCUACUGUGUCCUAUAUUCCCGCUCCCACAGUUGGCUGUGAUCACGGUGCUGUCAAAACAAUAGCGGGAUUUUUGGAAAAAACUCAGUGACGAUGGGCGAAGUUGUGGCGCAUUUUGGAGUGGUGAAACAGUGGCGGGAUCACAUCGCGGAAAAUUGAGCUAGCGGUGUUUUUUCCAAACUUAACCUACGACAAUUCUCAGUUGCGCGCGAGCGGCGUCCGCACGCGCCUCGCGUACUAUUCGCAACUCUUUCGCACUCGAAAUUUGCCGAAUGGAAACCGAAAACGAGACAAAACCCGCCGAAUUCGUAUUCCGAAGUUCGCGUGGACAUUCGAAACGUUCCAUUUUCGAACGCGACCGAAGUCGGCCGUUCGAUGACCUUAUAAAGUGAAACAAUUUUUAUCUUUCACUUUGCUCAAUUUUGUGAUUUAGACAUAGUGCCUUUCGCGUACAAACUAAUGGAAUUUUGUGAUGAUAUAGUGCAAAGUUAUAUAGACUAAGUUAUUAUAAAGACAGAGUUAGAUACGUGUAUACAGACGUUUUAUAAAGUGCUUAUGGACAAAUACUGCGAAUACUUUAGGGUUGCCGCGCUCGUGCCAUGGCGGAGUGUUCGUUCGCGCGCUGUCAGCAGGAACGUCGAGCCAUACGCAAGGAGCUGCAGAGGUGGACCAAGAAUAUGGUGUAUAUACUCGGUCUAGAACGGGUGGCAGAGGAGUUGAUGGGGCGAAGAAAAUGGAAACUUUAUCAAGACGCAUUAAUACCAAAGCGUGGCGACGCCCAAUCCAGCGACGAAGACUCCAUGCCUUCCACCGACCCCCCACCGGCUUUGAAAAUCAAAACCAUAGAGCAGAUAAACGAGGACGAACGUCCAGAGAAACGGCCAGAGACAAUUCUAGAAAGUUUGAUCAAAAGGCCGGCGACCCAGCCGAAGGUAGAAGUAGACGAACCUACAGAUUGGAAGCCACCAGAUAAAUGCUAUUUCUGUGUGGAUGGAGAUGGGAAGGGUGAGAGAGACAAGGACAAGGAGAGAGAGAGAGAAGAGAGGCCGGCAGGUGGAGCCAGUAGUCCAGCCUCGGAGUCGGACAGCAGCUCGGUGUCGGGCGCUAAGAGCCCGGCCGCGCCGCCGUUGCUUCACCAUCUGUUGCAGAUGCAACUGCAGGCGCAGACACCGCAGGCCAUUGCACAGUUCCAGCAGAUGGCGGCCGCGCUGGCGACGCUGGGCUCGGGGCUUAUGCCGCCCGCGCUGACACAGCUCAUGUUGCUGCAGCGGCUGGCGCACCGGCAGCAAGCGGACAGAUUACCAGAGUCAGACAAGGCGCCGCCGCCAUCAUCCCCGACCCUGGCCGAGCAGCCCCUGGACCUGAGCGCCAAGUCUACCUCCAGCACGAGCGGCACCCCACCUCCCGACUCCAAGAUCCUUGAUAACAGGUUGAAGCGCACAGCCAUCGAGAGUGCCGGCAACAGCCAACGUCGCACGUACACUGAAGACGAGCUACAGUCAGCUCUAAGGGACAUCCAGUCCGGUCGGCUCGGCACACGGCGCGCCGCCGCCGUCUACGGCAUACCCCGCUCCACCCUCCGCAACAAAGUCAACAAGUUCGGCCUCAACCCCGACCCCCACGACUCCGACCCCGACAGCGACCCCGAACGAUCAGACUCCCCGCCAUCGGUUAUCCUCAAAAUACCAACGUUCCCACCUCCGGACGAAAACAGCCCCUCUCCUGCCAGCGUCACCACUCCCGUCACACCGAUCACUCCUAUGAUCCCCCCGCCGCAGCCCCCAGUCAACCCUCCCCCGCAUCUGCCAGCCUUCUUCGCCGAUCCACCAAACCAGCUCUUCACAUCCAUCAACGACGUCAUAGUUAGGAGCAUCAGCCAGAAAUUUCAGCAUCCUGACAGACCACCGCAGGCCAACGAUUUGCAACACUUCAUGCGAGCGCCGGAACGACACGUCUCCGUCAUCAAAACACCUCCGGAAAACCAGAGGAACUACUCCGCUCCGAGCAAUUCUAGAGCCCAGUCUAAUAAUAAUGGCCAGCCUGCGACAGGCGGCAAGGGCACGCGACCUAAACGAGGGAAGUAUAGAAAUUACGACAGAGACAGCCUCGUCGAAGCAGUUAAGGCGGUCCAACGUGGCGAAAUGUCCGUACAUCGAGCCGGCUCAUAUUAUGGCGUGCCUCAUUCCACUCUGGAAUACAAAGUUAAAGAGCGGCAUCUCAUGCGGCCGAGGAAACGAGAGCCGAAACCGCAGCAGGAUAUAAAGCCGCAGCCGCCAAAGCCUCAGCCUCCGAAGCCCCCUACGAAGCCCUUCUCCAACGGCCUAAAUGGACCGGAGACGUCUGGGUACCCACCGAGCUACCCGUUCUGGCCAAACGCUGGCUUCCCACCGCCAUCUCCCGAUUUAUACGCGUCGCAUAUGAUGCGACGGCUGCGCGAAGAAGCCCCUCCGCCAGCAAACGGGUCGUUUCUAGAAGGUAUCAUCAGGUCGAGCCUCGAGCGGCCCCGCGCGGCGUUGCUGCAGCAGCUGACGGCGGAGCCGCGGCCGCCGAUGCCGUCGGCUGAGGCGCCCAGCUUGCUGCGGCGACUGGCCGGCUCGCCCGCGGACGACGGGCCCCCAGCGCGCCGUCCUCGCAUGGACAACGCGGACUUGGCGGCCGACAUCCGCGACACGGUGCAGCGGCUGCGAGCGGACAAGCUGCGGCCGCGCAACGGCACGCCGACCCCGCCGGGCGCCGCGUCGCCGCCGCACGCGCCGCCGCUCGCCGCCCCGCCCGCCGCGCCGCCCGACCGCGCCUAGUACUGGCGCCUGCUGCAGUUCCAGUGACUCUAGUGUUAGCUCCUAGUGCUGGUCGCCCGGAUUGUGAGCCGAGACUCCGAUCUCCUCAGUCUUGUGAUAAUAUUAUGUAAAGUACAUUCCUUUGGGAGAGGCGCUCGCGCCGACUCGUUCGCUCCGAAUCCGCCGUAUCGCAUCGCGACUUAGUGUGCAAUAGAACGUUUGAUUCUUCAUACAAACUCACGUAUUAUUUGUGUAUACUGUUGUAGUGACAAUAACGUUAGUUACAGGCUUUUAUUCGUAUUUUGCAGAUCGACUGGGUUGGAUCGGUUCGCGUUACAUUUUCAUACUCUAGUACUGCCGGUUUCCGUUUUGCUUCCUCAGCCCAGGCUAUCUCUCACAGUUUAUCUUCACAUAAUCACCAAAUAUCACAAUAGUUACCUAAAAGUCACAACCAGUUCAAUGUACCACAGCUUUACUUAUACAAUAUCGCAACAAACUGAAUACCGUUAGUUCACGAAGAUCGGAAAUUUCGGAUGAUGUAGCUGUGGCAUCUUUGGUGUCUAUAAAACACUCUUUUUUAAUUAGAAAGACAUUAAUUUUUAACAUUUUAUGCGUAACUUAUAUAAAAUAUAUUAUUAUGUAUCGCGUUUAAAAAAGAUUCUAGUAUCUAGGAUACCACAGCGACACAAGGAUUGUACAAAAUUUUUGCAAAACAGGAGCCUCAAUUUUUGACCUUGUUUUAAGUAAAAGACAACCAAAAGUUAACGUUAAAAAUUAAAUAUUUAAAUAAUUUUAAGUAAAUAAAAAAACAAUGUAACAAAUUAAAUAUAAAGCUAGCUAUGAGUGUAAAUGUUAUCGAUUUUUAAGUGAACUAUUGCAGAUUUGUGCGUGUUUUUUAUAAUUAGAUAGGUAAUAUAUUGAAUGAAAUUAUUAGUGCUAUAUGCGUAGAACGGUUUGCGCACCGUCUUUUUCUAACGCGAGAUUAAAGAAAAGGACAAGUAGUACAGUUCGGACUUAUGUGCAAUUAUUAUUUUGUAAAAAAUAGUAAUUUAACUGUGUCUAAGCUAGCACGUGGGUUUCCAUAUUACUGAAUGUGAUAUUUAGGUAUUAUGAGCGGGGCUGGCUUGCCGACGCAAGGCCGGGCCGCGCGCCUCGCCUCGGCCUCGGCUGGACUAACAUACGUGUAUGUAUGUCUAGUGAACUUAUAUAUAUAUUUUAUGUACUCGAUUAUUGUAUCUUAAGAAGAUAUAUCCUUAUUUUUCAAGGUCCAAGUUUUAAAUGUUUUAUCGACUAUACAAAAGUGUGAAUAAUCAUUAUUAUAUUCUUGUCAACUUUAAAAAUUAUUAUCCCAAAAAUCCUUAAAAAAAAAAGUAAAGUAAUUGAUAUCUUCAAGUUUGUGAAAUUUUUUGGUGUUCAAUCAAAAGUAUAUUAUUGAAAUACGAGAUGAAAAAAAAUGUAUACGCUCUCCCAAGAUAAAUUUAGGUGAAAACUAUUUGGAUAUAAAUUAUCAUACGAUAGAUAUUGUAAGUAAUGUGUACAUGUGCGCCUCAUGGAAAUUAAGAAGUCUUUGUAUUAUGUAUGUAAUUAAAAUAUACAUAUAUUAUAUACAAGUUAUAAAAUAAUGUCAUACAUUUUUCUUCGGAGACCACGAAUCGUGCAAAAUAGAAUAGAGAGGAGCCACUCGAAAUCUCGAUUUAAUAUUCAAUCCAUGGACUGAAAACUUAUUAAACAUUAGUAAAAAAGUAAAAAUACGAUAUCCAAAUCAUAAUACAUAUCCCGAUCGUCGAGAUGUCGAGUGCCUCCUCUUAAGAAAAAAAAAAACAAAAAUUUUUAUAUUCAAAAUUUUAAGCUAGUCGAUAGCAUCUUUCUCGUUUAUUUCUCUGUGCAUAAUUUUUGACGUCUUUUUAGCAUUUAUUAAAAAAAAUCGUUCUAUAUUCAACGUUACGUGCAUUUAUCUAUACAAUGUUUUUACAUUGUAGAAAUUGUGAAAAAAAUUGUCAUGUUCAGUACAGCCCCCAUCAGACUGCAUUUCGAAUUUAGUUCGAGAAGAAAAGGAAAGAAAAAAAAUAACGAACAACAUUUAUAAGAUACGUACACGAAUCAGUGUCACGCCAGGCGUUUGUUGAUAGCUUAAAACGGUUAUUUUUGUGUAAGUUUGUACAGAAAUAUAGGAUGGGACAUUUUGCAAAGAGAACCUAGAUAUUAAUCAACAUUCCGUUUAGAAUGUUACUAGUUUUUUUUUUAUUAUAAUAUAAAAAAAAAUAUUUUUUUCACAUCGGGAACAAAUUAUGUUGUUUAAUCUUAUUUUGUAACGUUAGUUAAUUUUAAGUGGCUUUAUUUUAAUAUAACCUUAUAUAUGAUAAUAUUAUAUUGAGAUGUUAAACAUGUCAUUGUUUUUGUGCAAAGUGUUUGGGGUUGAAACCCGGGUUUAAGAGAGAUGUGACUGAUAUGUAGUAGAUAAAGCCGAGUGCUGGAGCACCGGCAUCAGGUCUGUACAAAGGUAUACGCCGCCUUAACACUUAAAAUGUUAUUCUCAGUGGUCUCUCUUCAUUAAAAUGAUCGACUGUGCAAUGAAAUGUAGCUAAUUUCUACAAGUUUACAAGAAUGCUGAAUCCAAAGCAAUUUCCGGACAGUCGUUUAUUUGAAAUAAAAAAAAAACAUGUUUUCAACAAUUUCUAAAAUUGUACUGCCUCAUAUAUAAUACCUCAUUUAAAUAGAAAACAUUGAGUGGAACAUUCCUAACUUAAAAUAAUACAAGUAAUUUUUCGUCACAGUCAAUCAUGAGUUUACUUUUGUGACAAAAUCAUGUGUGACAAAACAAUUACACUUUUUAACCCGACAGUACUAAGGAAACAUGUUUUUUUCAUGAGAGACCACUGGUUUAUUAGUGAAUCAUUUUUAUUGUAUAUUGUUCAAUCAUUUUUCCACAUAGUUUAAGAAUUUUAGUUAAUACAGUAGUGUAAUUUUCAAUUAAUAGGUAGCAGGUAGUGAUUCUUUAAUAUUUUGUUAAUUUUUUUCGUAAAUGUAAUAAAUCUACAUAAGGGUUAGGUUAGUAUCUUGAACGGUCUACGACGGUCCAGGAACAAAAAGACAAUGAAGAGAAAUUGCAUUUUUAAUUACACUUUAAGAUUCCGCGAGAUUUGUAUGUGUUUCUUAUGAGUGCGCUCAUUCAUUUGAUUAAAACAUCACGCAUAUGAAUAUGAUCUUAAUUUUUAUUGUAUUUUACAAAACGAGAAAUUUAAUGUACCUUAUAUAUUUUUUAUCAACGAGAAAUUAACAUGUAUUGAUUUAUAUUUUAGAAUAAAAUGCGUGAAGUUUUAGUUACAUGAAAUUUACGAAAAGACAUCGCCAGCCGUUAUAACUGAGCAUUUGAACACAGGUUUGUUGUUUCUUUGUUACUAAUAACUUUAGUACAGUCAAUACAUAGAUAUCCAGUGAUGUUGUCACUCCUUUUUCACGUUUGACAUCGUUUUCACGGUUCGAAUUUUUGUGGCAAAGAAUAAAUAUUUGUGUAUUCGACUGUACUUACAUUUGGGAGUUUUCAACUGACGACUUUCAGUUUUGGUAACAUUUUUAUUUUUAUUUUUGCCUCGUUAGUUGAAAAUCGAAUGAAUGUGUGCUUCACUUGAUUGUCACUCGUUUUCUUUUAAAACUGUAUUUCUAGGCGAUUAAUUUUAACCAUUGAAUAUUGUAUUACUACAACAGUUAUUGUAUUGUUGCAACAAUUAUUGUAUUAUUACAAAAAUAAUUGACAUAUUAAAAUUGAACAUUUAGAACUAUCGUGGAAUGAGUAGGAGAUUGAGACAGUGAUGUAACAAUUCUCUUUGUUUUUCUUUUUGUAAAAAAAAUGUGUACAACAAAAAGCAUUUAAUUUUAGACAUAUUAAAUGUAAUGUUAUCUUUAUUGAAUGGGUAGUGUAAAUUCGACUAAUACGGUAUUUAUUGAGAAUAAACGCUUAUUGUAGCACAUCACACGCUGGGGAACUAUCUUCGUUACGAGAAGGUUUCUUUGCAAAGUUUUGAAUAGGAGUUUAAUUGUGAUUGGACACAUACAAAAACUUGAAUUCUGGUAAUGGACCAAUGUAUAAGAUAGGCACUGUUACUUCCUAAAGAAGGGCUCAUGUUUUUUUUUUAAUAAUAUAUAGGUACAGCUAAAGGAGCUAACUGAGAUCAAAUUAUAAUAUUGUUAUUUAAUUAUUGAGUACAAGUUUUAAUGGAAUAUUUUUUUUUUUCAAUAUACCUUACUCGCUCUAUUUUUUGUUAUUUUGUUCCUUUAGUUUCUAUUAUUAUUGUUUAAUUGUCAUAUAACAGAUAAAUAGACGAUUGUGUUAAUUUUAGCGACUCAUUAAUAAUUAUUUUUAUUGAUAAAUUAUGAAUAUUAUAUAUUUUUCACUUCCUCAGUAAAAAGUGAUGUUCAUAGAUUUAUUAUUGUUCUGUAAUUUCGAAAAAAGAAAAUUGGCAUAAAUCGUUAUUGGCGAAGCACUUUAAAUCUAGUCAAAUUAUGAAUGGAAAUUUUGGAAAGUUAAGCUUAAAGCGGCGAUUUGACUGACUUUUUGAUGGAGAGUUUAAAAAAAAACACGUCCAAAAUUGUCGCAAGGCGACAAAAAAAUGAUUUGAUCCUGUGGAAUUGUAGACAAUUUGUAAAAAAAAAAAAAAACUGUUUCUUACGUAUACUAAUAACUUAGAUUCAUUUGAGGUGAAUUUUUUCAUGUAAUGUCCUGUAUCUAUAAGAACUUUAUUCUUACGUCAUUUCAUGGCUGGUAGGCAGGUGAGAAUGUGCAAGGAUAUUUAAAACCUGUAUACAAUAAAUUUCUUUCAUUUGUUGA